This is a messenger RNA of Volvox carteri f. nagariensis, 856 nucleotides long. RefSeq lists its product as uncharacterized. Bases 65 to 856 code for a protein of 263 amino acids. The record is from RefSeq and is a predicted model, not a curated record. The transcript has 4 exons. Gene Ontology annotation, molecular function: S-adenosylmethionine-dependent methyltransferase activity. NCBI's taxonomy places the organism in Eukaryota, Viridiplantae, Chlorophyta, Chlorophyceae, Chlamydomonadales, Volvocaceae.
AUGCUUUAUAACUACUACUAUAACCCUAUACUACGGCGCUUGCGCUGUAAGCUACAUAACUGGAAUGUUGGUCAUGCAAUGCAAUACGAGUCGCUUCACCACAACCCGUAAGCACAUCGCGGAGCUCCGAAGGACUUGGCCGCGAUGCAGGGGCAAGGUCAAAAUCACCGCCGCUGAUCCGUACAGCAACCCUGCGCUGUACACAAGCGAGGACGCGUUCUCCCUUUCAUCCUAUUGGGACGAACGGUACCGACGUGAGGGGGGUGCCCCGUUUGAGUGGUACAGAGACUACAGCAGCCUGGAACCAAUCCUAAGUCGGCACCUCGAUAAAUCCCGCCCAGUGCUUCACGUGGGAGUGGGCAGCUCGAGGAUCCAAUUCCAAAUGCAUCACGAUGGCUACCAGCGCAUUCUGAACGUGGACUACGCGCCUGUGUGCAUUCAGCAGCUUUCAGAGCUGCACGCCGGCUUACAGGGGCUAUCGUACGAGGUCGCUGACUGUCGUAGCAUGCCGCAAUACGCAGACGCGUCCUUUGGCGGCGGCAUUCUGGAUAAGGGCACGCUGGAUGCACUGCUCUGCGGUGACAGUGACGAGGCCGACGCAGGGGCCAUGCUGCAGGAAUGCCAGCGGGUGCUGCCCGCGGGGUCUUCGUACAUUGGUAUCACGUAUGCGCCGCCGCGGACCCGGCUGCGCUACCUUUUACUGCCGGGGCUGGACUGGGAUGUAUCGUUUUACGAAGUGGGUCAGCAGGGCUGGCGGGAGGGCCCGGUGGUGGUUGAGGGCAGUGCGCGGGAGGUGCUGGAGGCAUAUCCAAAGCAGGUGUACUCACAUUUUGUUUAUGUUUGCACGCGGCGGUAG